Coffea eugenioides is the source of this 902-nucleotide messenger RNA. RefSeq names its product jacalin-related lectin 19. NCBI's taxonomy places the organism in Eukaryota, Viridiplantae, Streptophyta, Magnoliopsida, Gentianales, Rubiaceae. Gene Ontology annotation, molecular function: carbohydrate binding. The coding region runs from base 134 to 742 and encodes 202 amino acids. The record is from RefSeq and is a predicted model, not a curated record. The transcript is spliced from 3 exons.
AUUCUGCAGCAUUUUUUGCUCUAUCAGCAUCCUUUCACAGCCUAUAUUUAUAGGUCUUUUGUAUUCUUCAGGUACACAUGAUCGAUCAUUGGCAUCAUCAAUUAACCCCUCGCAUUUUCCUGGUUCAGCCAACAUGGAAGGUGAGAGCAAUCAGAGUGGCGAGAAGAAGAAGAGAAUAGCAGUUGGACCAUGGGGAGGAAAUGGUGGAAGCCCAUGGGAUGAUGGCAGUUACAAUGGUGUCAGAGAAAUUACACUAGUUCAUGCCCGCUGCAUAGACUCCAUGCGUGUGGUCUAUGAUAAGAACGGGAAGCCCUUUGUUGGAGAAAAGCAUGGAGGCGUUGGAGGUAGCAAAACCUCCGAGAUCAAGCUACAGUUUCCAGACGAGUUCCUGACUAGUGUAAGCGGUUUUAUCGCUCCCGUGGUUCAUGGUGGCAGUCCUGUGAUCCGGGCACUCACGUUUAAGAGCAGUAAAAGAACCUUCGGGCCAUAUGGGGUUGAAGAAGGAGCGCCAUUUUCCCUUCCGAUUGAAGGAGGUCAAAUUGUUGGCUUCAAAGGAAGGAGCGGCUGGUACUUGGACUCGCUGGGCUGUCAUUUAUCUCGGGUUCAAACGACAAGAGUGCUUCAGAAGGUGCAGCAGAGGUUCAAGAGACUUACAAGCUCUGUAUCUUUGGCCCCUAAAGAGAGCGAGGAUGCUGGCUUUAAAGCCACAAAAGCCACCGCUCAAGGAGGAUCUUACUAUUAAUCCAUAGAAGACCUGCAACCUUCCUUCCUUGCUUUUAGGUAUCUGUAUUUAACUGCAAAGGAUUGGAUGGAAGGAAAUAGACUUGCUAUCAUUUGUGUUGUGUCCCUCCAUGUAUAGGCAGAUAAAGAGAUGUUUUAGGUAAAAUCUUAAUUUACCCAUA